GAAAUCGCAAAGCAUGAUGGGGACUGUUUGAAAAGUUCCCGCGUUCACAUCUGCUCUCACCAUGAAUUGUAUAUUUGCGAACAUCGCAGAAGAGAGAAAAAGAGUAUUUUGCAGCUACAGCGAGCAAGUGCCAUCCUCGGGAACCCAGGAAGUAAAGGUCACAGGCGCAAGAACGAUGCAGAACAAGGCCGGCAGAGGGGCUGGAAAGAAGAGAAAAAUGUCUUCUCCUGGGACAAAAACCCAACCCAUAGUUGGCCAUGCUCCCUAGGUAUACACAUGAGUGUGUAAUGUGCAGGGAACCUUUCUUCCAUCAGUCAUCUUCGAAAUUGCCACUAAUAGGAGGUCUGUCAAACUUGAUUACAAUUUAAGAAAGGCGAAUAGAGAAUUUAAGUUCUGCAUCAUCAUACAACCCUGUAUACUGGUUAUUCAAUAUUUUCUUUUUUUGACAGCCAAACCAGUAAAACCGUGAUCAUGGAAAAUAUGUAUGGAAUGUUUGUUCUGACCAAUCACAUGCAAUAUUUUAAAACAGCCAACUAGAAUCAUGUCUCAACAAGUUGGUGUCAGAACGCAAUAAACGUUACACUUACAUGUUGGAUGUGCACGGUUUUAAAAGUCUAGCUCCAAAGGAUGUUUGUAACAAGCGUAUUUUUUCGUUGCUGUUAUCUCUUUCAGACAGUCCCCAUGCGCACGCAAUGAGUAUCUUAUGAAAUAUUUAAAGAAAAUAUAGCUAUUAGGACUGCUACAUGAUUAUAAGCAUAUUGCUUUCUCGUGUAUUUUUUACGUAUAAAAGCGAUAUAUUUUUAACGAAACAUCAUUAAUUUCAGAAAGACGUUAAUAUGUGUAAUAAAAAUUAGUGGCGAGGUGUGUUUUGUUAAUGUCACCCAGUUUCGGAACAUCGUCGCUUUGGUGUCAAUACUUUUCAUCGGGUUAAAUACGACCACCUGUGUCUUUAUUCAAAACAUCAUCGCCAUUUCACUUUGCAUGUGUGAAUUGGUUAACUUAACGUGGUUACUUAUCUUUCUUGACUAACCUGGAACCUAGAUUGUAUUCCUUGCCUUCAAAAUAAAAUGUUUUCAUCAAGACAGCUAAAUUUUUCUUUAUAAAACUUUCAGCAACUUACGCAAUUAUGAUAUCUCUAGAAAUAAUUUGAUGAUUCUUUAAAUAUUAUUCCGCGAUAUAUGUUCGUUUUUUUUUCUAAAACACACAAGUAUUAAGCUCAACCAAGGUAUAGUUAAGGCAAAGUUCCGGUUUUGAUCAUUUUGUUAGGAGAAAUAAUAAAUUAUGCUUUCUAGGCUGUAAAGGCACUUUAUUGGUUGUGACAGAUGUUUUUUUACUCUAGGUAGACAUAAAAUAUUAAUAGUAUGGAUACUAUGUUGGAAACGAACGAGUCUGACUUUUAAAGGGGGAGAACUUGAAAACAUAAAUACCGAGACUUCUUUUCUGACCGCAAAUCGUGCUUAAGUAGAGUUUUAAAGGAAAAUUUAUAACACAGGGACCUUUCAAGGCACAAGGGAAUGUAAACAAGCAUAUUUGAGAGUUUUAAGUCUGUUUGAAAGUACUUAAUAAUUAUGCGUUGGAAAUUGGCGACUUGGUUUGUUUUUGGAGCUACUUUUGCCUUGGUGUCUAGCGAGGUCUGCGACAAAUCGACAUUCAUACCGAAGGCUCUUGUAUGCCAGUUAAAUAUCUUCAUCCAUUCUAAUGACACUGGUCAAGCUUCUCUUCUUGUCAAUGACAAGGAUUACAUGGGUGUUGGAAUUGGAAUCUAUCUUGCUGCCUUUCAUCUUCCUACAGGGAAUCUGAUCACCUCUUCACAUCACGCUGUUGACGGUGGAGGAUCAGUAGCUGCCACAAGCUUCAAGGAUGCUCUGCUCAACCUUCCAAACAACACCGUCGUCGUCCUUGCUGUGAAAGAUUCAGGCAACGAUGAAAGCUCUCUCAAUGUCGCCCAUGAUGCGAUGAGAGAAGUUGGUAUAGUUAACCCUGAUAUCAAGCGGAAAGACGUAUUUACAAGUGUCACUUGCAAGGGUUGUUAUAAUGCACCCUUUUGGCCGACUGAGUGCAAGAGGAGUGAUAACACCGGUGACUGCUUUUCCUCUGUUUCGGUGCCCGUGAAUCACACUUAUGCUGUCAGCGAGUUUGUGAGAACUCCGUACGGCAAUGUAGCGUCUAUUCACCACGGGGCAACAUGCAAUGCAUCCACGGAGUUUGACGUAAACUACCCUUGCACCAAGGCCAUCGAUGGUAAUAAAGACAGUGAAUGGAGAUCCAAAGGCCAGGGCGUAGGCGCCAGCAUCAACAUCGAGUUGCGUGGCACGUAUCUCGUGAACAUGGUGCGAAUAUAUCAGCGCAUCGAAAGUGCCAGCCAGUCACAGGACGUGCGCAUCGAGUUCAGCGAUUGCUCCGUAAUUUCGGUGAAGCUGGAGAAUAAUUUGCAGGACUUCAAUGAAUUCCACUUCUCAUCUCGUCUUACUAGCUGGGUCAAACUUCUCGUCUCAUCAGUGUAUACCACACAGGACAACGGAUUCAAAGAAAUUGAGUUUCUUUACUAUCCCUACGACACAGGUCUCGCUUGUGAGCGUACAGUUGUUGGAAAUGGUGUCACCUCACACGCCAUACGCAUCUUGGGCGGCGCAUUCCCACUCGCCAUCAAGUCGUCAAACGUGAAAUUUAUACUCGCUAAAGAAAGUCGUGUAGAUGGGCCUCGCCUUGAGCUUGAAAUAGACUCCACUUCAAACAACGUGACAACACUAAGAAUAUCAUCAGCAGAUGGUAGCGAAACCACCCUGUUCGCGUCUUUGCCACCAGGGGAGUCAAUCUUGAGUUCCACUGGAAUGGUGUUCGCCUGGUUUGAUGCUGGCGACGGUUAUUUUGCAUUUGGUAUUGGCGAAGAGACCAAGCUUUUCUUUCCUUACAAGCAAGAGUUUGACUUAAACUACAUCUUUUUUAAGUCCCUGGUUGGUGAGACUGUGGUGGAUGUUUGCCAUAGAAAAGUACUCGUUUGCGAGGACGCCGCUCUGUGUAUGCCUUUACGCACGCUCAGCGGAUCGUUCGUGUUCGACUCCGUGUCAGCAGCUCAAGGGCGUGUCCACGGGGCGGCGGCCACAACGACGGUCGGCCCGUACACCGCCCUUUCACUGGACGGGUCCAGUACCUUCGUGGAUGGCAUUCAAAUCGAGGACAGGGACGACGCAGCUUGUUUCAGUAAUCCGGAGAUGUGUUUGGAGGGACUGUCAGGUAGCGUUUUCCUGAACUUUCUGGCUACCGGAGAGGGGUACUACCUCUCCACAGGCAGUCCGGAAAACGACACUGGAAUCUAUAUUUACUCGGUGACUAACUCGACGCUCCGAGUUGACGUUCGGACUAGCAAUUGGCUCUGGCGGGUGGAGGCGAAUGUUAAUCACGGCUUGAUUAUCCUCGGCUUCAGUUGGGAGGAAUCUGAAGGUCUAACCGUUGUGAACACGGUUAACUCCGCAUCAACGGUCUACAAGGACACAAACGGCGCUGCUAUGACGUAUGUAGAGGACACUUAUUCGACCAUCAUCCUCGGUCGACCACACAACGUCACUUCCAAAUAUGGAAAGGGCUCCCUGGGCGAGGUCUGGUUGUUUUCGCACGCUCAGACGGAGAUGAUGUUGAAGAACAUUUGGAAGGGAUCUGCUACAGUUAAUUUCCCCGAGACAUGCUUCACCUCUGGAGCUACGCCAGCCCUGUACUACCCCGGCAACCUGAAUGAGCACCAGCUUUCCCCCUUCUCCUGUUCCAAGGUGUGCGGCGAGGAGUACUACAAGAAGGCCGUCAUAUGGGGCAGCUUGUAUUGCGGAUGCACCAAUGACACGUCCUCAUUUGUAUCCGUCGGCCGAGACCGCUGUUAUUUCCCCUGUAUUGGCAAUCAGGAAAAGAAAUGUGGUGGAGCUGAAGAUUACAUCAUCUUUGACACAGUCUCUGGGAGUUUCAGUCUUAAUUGCGAUGUCAUUCCGAGUAGCCAGAACGCCUUCCAGUCGUUCGAAUUCAACCCUGCUGCAACAACAACGUACUUAAAUUUGAUCCUCGAUUCUGAAACCUUCCUUGAGCCGGAUGGCUCAGCGACAGAGAUGAAACCCGAAACUAAAGACCUCGCCUAUUUAUUCACUAGCAUUGGUGUGAAGGCCACGUCUGUAGAAGCGAUGUUUACCUCAAACGAGACUGGAGAACCGGAAGUAGUUAGGUGCAAAAAGGAAGUAACGGUGGCUGUCGAAAUGAAGAAUUUCAGCUUCGAGUGCUUGCCUUUCUUACCAUCACUUACCUGGACUUGCUGUGACGCUACCUUCACGCAAGGAUCUGGCAUGACCAUCACCGUGGACUGGAAAGACGGCUCGUCUGUUGAGAACCUGAAAUUAUCCGAUUCCACUAUAUCGUCUGCUGGUGCGAUGGACGUAUCUCCUAUCGCUGAUCAGAGUGUCACCGCUCCUGGGUUUUACAUCCUACCCCAGGAAGACGUUGAAGUCGAGGGCAAACUAAUAGCAGUCUGCGCCAACAUAAAGAAAUCAGGCCUGUUGAGCAUUAAGGUUUGCCGUCCCUUCUGCAAUGCUGGCCACAGGUUUUGCUCCAAGCAGAAGAAGUGUAUUCCAGAGAGCACGUUUUGCAUCGAGGAACCCCUGACCUGUGCAUCACCCUACGUUUUCUCUCCGACGACCUCCAAGUGUGAGCAAAGGGGGUGGACUACUCCAGCCUAUAAGCCUCUCCCUGAAGCAGAGGACGUCUCGUACAAAUGCAACGUGGCCGUCUUCAUUGGCUAUUUUAGUGCUGGUCAGAAGUGCUUGAUGUUAACCAAUCAGACGGCGUCUGUCGAGAUCGGUGACAUUGUCGGUGUUGAUAUCCCGGACACUGAGUCACGUGCAAAUGUAGGGAUGACUUCUAGACAGGGCUCCUUCCGCUACGACUCUUUGAACGAAACGGACUGGAUUGGGUAUAGAAAUCCCGCUGUCUCUGGAAGCCCAAAGAAAUUAGACAAGGGUCCUCAAGUUAAAAUCAAGUACCUUCCAAAAAUAAAAUCAAAGCUCUGCCAUACCUUCACAAAAACCGGCACCUUUGCAACGUCCAUGUCUAUAGCAUCCGGAGGGGGAGGGGGUCAGGUUAUCGACCCUGUUACCGUUCAAGAACCUGUAGCCAACGCCACAUUCGAAAAGACCACCAUCCCCACCAACGCCCAGACCAACAUCUCCCUCGCAUCUCAUCCCGGAAGUGACGUCACAUACUUUUUCAUUUUAGGGGAUAAAAAUUACACCACUAAUACCCCUUGGGUUCUGUUUUCCUGUAACGCAGCUGGCGACCUUAACAUGACGGUGUUCGCUAAGAACAAUGUAAGCGUGUCGUAUUCAGUGUGCGAAGGCCAAUGUCAGGACCCCAUUGAUGGCCUUGGCUUUUCUAGUGAUGCACUCAUCCCAGUUAUGACUGGAAGUGAGGCGCAAAUAAAGUGGUAUCUAAACAACGGCUCGCAUGUCAACUUUGAUAUCGACCCAGGAGAUGAAACAGGCGUGAAGAAUCUGACUAACGCCAAAGUUCCCGGGGCUUAUUUUGUCGCAAAGUUCAGACAUAACUAUACAACUGCUGGUACAUAUCUGGUAAACAUUACGGCGUGCAAUGCGAUCGGUUGCAAGACCAUUACUGGAUAUCUGCAAGUUCAGGAUCCUAUUGCAAAUAUAACUAUCACAUAUGAACCAGUAGUGCCCCAUUAUGAGGCUGCGAACUUGAGUUCUACCAUUCUGAGUGGGACCAAUGUCAGCUACGUCUGGAAACUUGACAACGUUACAAUCGCCAACACAACUGACACUUCGUUCAUGUUUACUCCACACGAACAUGGUAUUUUUAACCUGACACUGUUUGCGUUUAACGAGAUAAGUAGCGCUGUCGUGAGGUGCUCUUUUCUGGAAGUUCAGGAGAAAAUCGCCCUAAUGACAGGCGAGCCUAUUGAGCCUGCCGGCGUUGGUCACCCCGCCUUCAUCAACUUCAAGAUCGAAAACGGAACAAGUAUUUGUAUUCAUAUAGACUAUGGAGACGGGCAAACCCACCAGUAUAACUGCACAGGUGAUGCGUUUGGCACUGCUUUCUACAUUGGCGCAGCUAACCACACCUACAUGGCACCGGGUAACUACUGUGUGAAUGUCACGGCGUCUAACAAAAUCGGACAGCUGUCAAUCGUACUUCGUGUCAUUGUGGAUGAGGUAAUCGAAUUCCCUGGGAUUUCGAUCAGUCGUAACACACAUAUAACGUCACCGGGAAGUGGAUGUGAUCCUCCACUCCAUGUUCCGACCAACGAAGCAGUCUACAUGUUUUACUCGAUAGUGAAUGGCACGAAUGUGAUCGUUGACUGGGACUUUGGAGACACGAAUAAACUGACCAAUGUGACAAAUUGGGCAUUCCCAUCACCUGGAGUCACCGUCAUUCACACUUACACCGCUCCUGGUAACUACUCCAUCAGCGUGAACUCUACCAACUCUGUCAGCAAUAACUUGACCUCCUGCCACGUGGUCGUCGAAGACCCGGUUGUGAACAUCGUGGUCACUUCAAACUCGCCUCGCGGUUACCCCCUAGGAGAUGUUAUUGUCACCACCACAACUCUGCCUCCACACCCCAGUGGGCCGGUCCAUUGUGUCGCUAACUUCAGUGAUGGAUCUACAUCAGGCUCAACUCUGAUGACGUUCUCGCCCCCCCUUCAGGUCUCCUUUGCGCAGCACAACUUACCAAGUAAAGGAGCCUACUACGUAACAGUUAAUUGUUCUAAUCAUAUCAGUUGGAAGACGGCGUCGGCGAUGAUCGAAGUGCAAGACGUCGUCCUAGGGCUAUCCUGUGCGAUCCUUGGGACUGCAAACUAUAGCUUGAGUGAAAGGCUAAGGGGCUCAGAAGGCUACGAUGGCCCAGGAAUGAACGAGACAAUCUUCCCCGUGGAGCACGACGUUAACUUCACGUGUAACAUUACCCAGGGCUCGAAUCUUACCUACACUUACACCAUCUGCGACGGCCGCGCAGACCAACAAAUGAUCAACAGCAGUGUUCCGCUUGCGACCCACAAGUUCCCCAGUAGCGCUGUUGGCGAAUGUAUUAUGAAAGUUAACGUUUCUAAUGAUGUAAGCUGGCAGGUUUUCCAGACCAAGUUGACAGUCGAACAGAGCGUGGUGUGCAAGUCCCUGACUAACACUGGGAACCAAGAAUUUGGAAUACCGAUCACCUUCGUAGGGACGUUCACCGCUGUUGGUACAAACACGGGCUGUUUGUUGAGUUUUGAUGACGGACAAAAAAAGUUCGUUAAACCCAGCAGCUCUUCUGCUGUUACUUCUGUUCCUAACCUAGGCACUAUCCUGUUUUCGGAUGCCGAUAAGAAAUUUCAAACCCCCUAUCUAUAUGCUACGGUUGGAACGUACUACGCGGAACUUGAAUGCUGGAAUCGGGUCUCGUGGUGUCUCUUUAAAGAUCUUCAGCACGGCAAUGAAUUACUGCAGAACAAGGCUAUUACCUUGAGACAGCAUUGCGAUAAUCCGGUCCCAACUAUCAACAAUAUCGGCAACCAAACGCAUCCCACAAGGGAACCAAAAUGGGGAACUACUGCUUAUCCCACAAGUACUUUUAUCAACUGCUCCGCCUCAAGUGUCGUCACCUUCAAAUGGGAAAUCUCCAAGUGCGAAGAUCCGAAAACUGUGUUGAAUAUAAGUGGCAUUGACGUAAGUCUUGAGACCUUUGUCUCACCGCCUCGUGCCCUCGAUUACGGCUGCUAUGUCCUGCACUAUAUUGCCAACCAUAGCGAAGUUCCUGAUGUCUACGGCGAAGUAUUUGGAUACCUGCUUAUAUAUCCGAGUGACUUGGUUGCAGAAAUUGCCGGAGGUGAUUUAAGAACCAUUGGCUCCAACAAGUCUUUGGUCUUUGACGGCACAAACUCACGAGACCCGGAUUUUGGUAAAACUAUCCUCGAUGACCCCAGCAUGAAAUGCUACUGGUAUUGUUACCGCCAUGGCGAUAAUUACACGUUCCCGGAGAGAAUUGACACUGGUAAUCUUUCCGCUCCUGUCCAAGACAGACCUGGACUUAAUAAGACGGACCUUGGUGGUUGCUUUGGCGAUGGAGCCGGUCGGCUAAACCGGACGGCCUGCACCUUUCAGCUUGACACUGGUCGGAUGAAAGAGAACAAUACAUACGAGAUGCGGCUGUUUGUCGUUCACACUGAUGGCCGGCAGGGGCACAAGACUCAGCAAGUAACGGUCACCUUUGGAGACCCGCCUUCCAUGUUUGUCAAAUUCUUGAGGAAAAAUCACGAAAAGUUGAAUCCAAACGAGAAGACUUCCCUCUACUGUUCUUGUCCAACAUGUUUGCCCGGUUCUGGCUCCCUCGAAAUGAAAUGGUCCAUCUGUAAAUACAAUGGAAGUUGCGGUAUUGGCGAGUGCGAAGAGCUUGACCAAGCCAUUAAAAACCAGAUUCUUUUAACACCUGAUGACAGGCCAAAUCUUGUGGUGAAGUCAAACGGGCUCGAACCCGGGCUUUGCUAUAAGUUUCAAUGUCAAGCCCGCCGUACAACAGGCGAGGUGACAAGAAGAAGAAGAAGAAGUGUAGGAGAACCGAUGUGGGGUUCAGCAAGUGCUCAGGCAAAUGUCAAUGCGCCUCCGCAAGGCGGGAGGUGCGUGCUUACUCCAAAUGUCGUAGAGGUGUUUACCAAGCAAAAAUUUAAGUGCACUGAUUGGGUGGAUGAAGACUUACCUCUUCAUUACGUGUAUGGCACUUCAUCUUAUGAAGAUCAGUGCAGGAAUAUCGUUGUUUUAGAGUCUCAGCCUAGCACCGAAAAUGAAAAGGAGUUCACGCUCCCUCCAGGCAAGAAAGAAAAUAACUUCACGCUUUGUGGAUGUGUGCAGAUUAAGGACAAGUCUAAUGCUGUAGCAGUUAGUGGAUGCAUUCCCACUCAGGUAAAAGAGCCGGAGAACGAGGUGCCACUAUCGAGCUUGAACGAUACUAUGAUGAACCUAGCGUCAUCGGGAAGCACUGAGCAAGCCCUAGCGUACAUUAGUUCAGUUGGCAUUUUUAUUAACGUUGUCGCAAGAGUUCAGAUUACCACCAGCGGCAGCACCACUGGAUCAGGUGGAGGGAGCUCAGGAUCAAGUGGAGGUAGCUCAGGAGGAGAGGUAGCACCAACGCUAAGUCCUGAGCAACAGAAGAAAGCUACCGAGGAGCGAACAGAGCUUCGAACUGUAGCCUUAGAGAUGGUUGCCAAGAUGACCGUUGCAACACCAGAGGCCGCUAUCCAGACAACGCAGACGCUUACAGUCAUUAUAAGUGGUCCUGCUGAAGAGAUCAGCUCGGAAGGACUGAGGUCCUGUGUGAGUACCGUCAGCUCUAUCACCACCAUGUUGCAGCAGACUGCCGGUAGGGACCCAAACAAUGCUGCCAGCGUUCAAGUCGCCGCUGCCGCCGUGGUGCAGACAGUAGGCCACAUCGUCACUGUGUUUUCAGCAACUACUGUUGGUGUGUCCUCUCGCUCCUCCGGCUCUGAUCCGAACCUUCCUACUACCUUACCGAUGACUGACCCAGCCACAGGGGAGCCGGCCACAGAGCCCACUGGGAGGGAGACCAUUAGCCAGGAAGAAGCUGAAAGGCUAAAAGCGACAGGAACUCAAGUCGAAAGUGCCAUUAGAACAAUUGCCAGCAUUGUUAUUGGAAACCAAGGAGUCGGCGAAAAUGCGACCACAAUUUCGUCUCCUGGCGUGACCUUAUCGGUUCAGGUACAAACGGACUUGAAUAAUCUGGCCGUGGAGAUGUCAGGGGGAUCAUUCACGUGUCCGAGUAACCUCGCACAGUCUGAAGCUGCAGUGGGUGUGGGAGACGAGGCUUCCACUGUCUCAUUUGCUUCUGUUAGCAUGGUCUUACAAGGAAACAUAUUUAACUGGCAUCCAAGCGCUGCUUACGUCAAAUCCAGCAAUGUCGUCUCCCUUGAGCUCAAGAAUCAAACAGACGGCACAGAAAUGUCCUUCAACAACACCUCAGAUAAUUUUGAAAUUUGGAUUGGUAGAGCAGCGCAAACGGUUCGCACUACAACACAUACAUUAAAGCACAGAUCCUUUAAAUACCAGACGCUCACAAUGGGCAUGAACGACUCUUCUUUACAUAUAAUUUUCCAUGCGAACGCCUGCACCAAAUUAAAAGUCCUCGUCAAAAAGGGCGGUUUCCCAAAUGAAAACGACUACGAUUUUAACAUGACCCUCCCUCGAGAGGAUUCUGGCGUCGACUAUAACUCCACAUCUUGUAAUACAACGGUCAACGCGACGGCGUACACAGUGUUCUUCAGCAACGAGUUCUUCAACAGGACCGCGGCAGGGGUUUACACAGUGGGGUUCCUGUGGGAAGAUGGCGCAGACCAUCUGACUGAUCUCAAUGUGACGUUGACUAUUUUCACUUCGUCUUGUCGCUACUGGGACAACAAGAUGGAGCAAUGGAGCUCUGCAGGAUGUGUGGUUGACAUACGGACCAGAACAGACUACACUCUGUGCUUAUGUAAUCACUUGACAUCGUUUGCAUCUGGGAUGUUUGUACCUCCCAACACCAUCGACUGGGAUAAAUUCCUGGCGUUCGACUUGAGUCAAGGCUACGUGUGCUUCGCCACAGUGUUAACUGUUAUUGGCCUGUAUCUGGUCUUCCUGAUACCUGCGCGUAAAGCGGACAAAGCCGACGCUGAAAAGACUGGCGUGACUCCGAUACCCGAUAAUGACCCACGUGACACCUAUUGCUAUGAGAUUCAUAUUCACACUGGCUUCAUCCGCGGCGCUGGCACGAGCGCUGAUGUGUCCAUUGUGCUGAAUGGGGCCGUGGCAGAUAGCGACCCUCGCGUUCUCAAAGACCCGAAACGCAAGGUUUUCAAGACUGGAGGAGUAGACGCUUUCCUUCUCACGGUGCCCCAGUCUUUGGGCAACCUGAAGAAUAUCCGACUCUGGCACAAUAACGGCGGCGCCUACCCCUCGUGGAACCUUCUCCGCGUCAUGAUACAAGAUCUGCAGACCGACCAGCGAUGGUGGUUCGUGUGCGAUGAUUGGCUAGCCGUAGACGAGGGUGAUGGCAAGAUCGACAGGGUUAUUUAUCCAGCGACAAAGAACGAGCUCACCAAGUUCAACGUACUAUUCGCUACCGAGGUCCGGAAGAAUCUAACCGAUGGGCACUUAUGGUUCUCCGUGGUUACCCGCCCUGCCAACAGCCCCUUCACACGCGUCCAGCGCCUCACAUGUUGCCUGUCCAUCCUGCUGUGUACGAUGCUCGCAAACCUCAUGUUCUAUCGCUCCCCUAGCGAGGGCGCCCGCGAGAAUGCCCCCACGGGUUCCAUACAGAUCGCAGGCUUCACAUUCUCCCUUGAGCAGAUCUCUAUUGGCAUCACAAGCAGCUUGGUGGUGUUCCCGGCGAACUUGAUCGUUGUUCAGUUGUUCAGAAAAGCGAGGGCAAAGGAGACGAAGAUGGAUUUAAAGGCGGAGCAGGCGGUAGAGGAGUUUGAUGAUAUUGCCAAGGAGAAAAUAGAUCCUUCUGAGGAGAUGAAAGAGGCGCCUAAGACGAAGAAGGAAGGCAUCCCGCACUGGUGUGUGUACAUCGCGUACUCUCUGGCCCUACUCAGCUCCCUUGCGGCAUCUGUUGUUAUCAUGGCCUACGGUUUCACCUUCGGGCCCGAAAAGUCAGCACAAUGGCUGCUGUCAAUGUCCAUCUCGUUCUUCCAAGAUGUAUUGGUCUCCCAGCCUAUCAAGGUCUUCUUGCUGGCUUCGAUAUUUGCUCUCCUUAUCAAGGACCCGAAUAAGGCAGAGAGCGAUCCACUUACUGACGUGAAAGAUCUGUCACAAGACGAAGAAUGGCUUCAUGAUAAAACGGCGGACUUGGACGAUGACACGAAAAUGAACUUGAAGAAGAUGAUGGUGGACCGGCCUCCUGACGAGGCAAAGCUUGAAAUCGCCCGUCAACUAAGAUUCAAGGAACGUCAAAUGGCGUCCAUCAUGCGCGAGAUAGUGUGGUACCUGAUCUUCCUUUUCAUCGUGCUCAGUAUCAGUUACGGGAACCGCGACCCCUAUACUCAGCUAGUCACCAAUAACGUGGAGAAUGUGUUCUUGCAAGCGUCUUACAACGGUUCCACGAAAUUCGACGAGAUUGGCUCAACGCGUGACUACUGGCCUUGGCUGAAGGACACAGUCAUCCCUUCAAUCUUCAUCGAGAAAUGGUACAAUGACCAAGACUAUCAUCUCGGAUAUCUGGCAGACACCCCGACGGCUUGGGUCCUCGCCGUCGCUCGGCUUAGACAACUACGCAUGCAGAAACACACGUGUCCGCUCCUUCCUGCGCUGCAGCAUGUCAUACCAUCCUGCAAUGACUUCUAUAGCUCGGACGAGGAGGAGCGCGGCAUGCUGCUGCCAGGCUGGAAGGAGCCGGUAGUCGCCGUCAACAGCACACCUCCCCCAAUACCGGCGUCGAGACAGAAGACCGCGUGGCAGUACCAAACAGGCGAAGAACUCAAAACCUUUCCCUACUGGGGCCAGAAAGCGACCUACAGCGCCGGAGGGUAUGUUCAGGUGUUUCCACCCAGUACCGCUAAGAACUACGACAAAGCGCAAGCCCUUGCGGACGCCCUGAACGAAAAUGACUGGCUGGACAAGUACACUCGCGCAGUCUUCACCGAAUUCUCCAUUUACAAUGCCAACUCUAACCUCUUCUGCGUGGUAACCCUACUUAUAGAGCAGCUUCCUACUGGAGGCAUAUUCAAGUUCCCCAGUAUACUCACCCUUCGACUCUACCGUUAUGUCGGCGGCGAGAUGUUUUUCGUCGCGGCUUGUGAGAUAAUUUACUUGCUCUUCACCGCCUAUUUCAUCUUCAGGGAGAUUAAGCAAGCGUACAAACUUGGACUCGAUAAGCUGAAGAACCCAUGGAGCAUCCUUGAGAUUUUCGUCACGUGUCUCUCACUAUCCAUGGUUGUUCUCUACUUUCUUAGGAUCAAGUUUACUGCAGAAGUCGUCAAAGAUAUGAGAAAUGACCCGACUCGAUUUGUGAGCCUUCACUACACGGCUUUCCUGGAUGAGUGGAUCAAAUGCCUGAUGGGUCUCAUCGUGUUCUUCUCGUUCAUCAAGAUCGUCCGCCUACUCAGGUUCAACCGUAGGAUGUCCUUAUUGGCGCAGACCCUUAAACUUUGCAUCCCGAAAAUCGGCGCGUUUGUGAUAGUCUAUGGGAUUGCAUUCUUCGCGUACGCUCAGCUGGCUUGCUUGGUGUUUGGACAGAACGCUGAAGGCUUCAUGACAAUUCCACGCAGUGCUGCAACCCUCAUGGACACACUGCUCGGAAAGUUCACCCUUAAGGAGAUGUCCGACAUCAACAGGCUGAUUGGGCCGACAUUUUUCUAUAUCUACACUCUGAGCAUGAUCUUCAUCCUCAUCAAUAUGUUUAUGUCUAUCAUCAACGACUCGUUCGCGGAGGUGAAUAGCGACGUUAGCAAGCAGGCGAACGACUACGAAAUUGUUGACUUCAUGAUCCAUCGACUGAAGGAAAACAUUGGCAAAACCAUGGGCUCUGGUGUAAUGCCAGUCUACAAGGAACCUAAGAGUAAACUGGAAAGAGACUUUGAUGAGAUCGAGGAACAUGCUGAUAAUAUUAUGCACUACAUGAGGAACAUGGCGUUCGAGAACAUGAGGCACACCCGUUGGUUUGACAACGACACGGCGAAGGAGAAGAAGAAAAAGAUGUUCGAGCUCUUGAUGCAGGUCGACUGGGACUACUUUGAGGAUGAACUCGGCGACGGGAUCCCUGUGUUCGAGGACUUCCUCCAGAAACACGACGAAGCGAAACUCGAUGAUGUCUUGAUCUCCUUCAAGCGCAAGAAGGAAUUAGACAACGAAGGUUUCGAGUAUAAUGAUGACGAGUCGUCUGAAGCUGCCUCCUCGGAUGAUGAUGAUGAUGAUGAUGAUGACGAUGAUAGUGAUGACAGUGAGGAUAAUGAUUCAAACGAUGGCUCUGACUAUGUCUCGAGGUCUGAAGACGAAGGAGAUUACACAAAAUUUGCUGCUACAUUAAACCCAACGAGUGCCAGACCCAGAACAACCGAUCCAGCCGAUUCAACUGCAAGCACACUUUUUUAUCGCCCCAAAUCGGCUCCAGACAAGGGCAUAGCAACUGAUCAAGAGAUCCAGGAAGUGCUGGGAGACGUUGAGACAGAAAACGCGAGGAGAUGUGUUACCGACGCAGAGUUGAAGGCCUUCCUCCCAGAACUCACUGCCCUGAAUGAUGACAACCAGCCCACCUACGAUGGGGAGCCUGAAAAGUCCGUAAAGAAAAAGGGAAAGAAGAAGAAAAACAAGAAAAAGAAAGGUCAAACUCCUAUGGGAACCAGGAGUGCGUGGGAUCUGAAUGACCAAGGCGUCGAAAAUGCAGCUUUUGCCCAAGAAUCCGAUCAUCCCAAUACAAGCCGGAUAACGCAAGUGCCUUUUGGGUCAGCUACACCUGCGCCCGGCCAGGUAAACCAGGGGUACGAGAGCGACCUUCCCUUGCCUACCCCCACCAGGAUUAGACUGCUAUCGCCUGUGCCUGAUGGAAUCUACGAGGAGAUUGACGAAGGGCAGAUCUACGAUAUCAUUAAUCCACGCUCGUCACAGAUCUGAUUUUUUUUGUGGUAAUCUAACCAGGGACUUUUAUUCAAGUAGUAGCAAUAUAUAGAAUCGCCGCCGACCACCGUCACACAAUACAGUAUUUUUGGAGUUUGCGUCACGCAAUACGCUGCCACUGGAAGUGUUUUGUGUCACGUAAUACGCCGCAAUGGUGGUAUUUGCUUCACGCAGUUUUCUAUUACUAGGAGACAUUCGCCGCGUAAUACUCUGCCAAUGGAGGGGUUUCGUGUCACGUAAUACGCUACAAUGGGAACGCUUGUGUCAUGCUAUCUGCAAUCAGAGGGGUUUUUCCGUGUUUUAUGUCACACAACUAGCUUGGAUUGUUUGCGUCAGGCAAUACGCUACAAUGGAAGUAUUUUGUCACCCAUUACCCUAUCACUAAGGAGUGUUGCUCGUUUUGCCAUAAAUUGUCUGACGGCUGUGGUUGGCCUGCGUGCGGGAUGUAGCAAUAGUUGUGUUUGAGCCGUACCACAAAAAUGUAUUUCACUUUAAAAAGAAUACGAAAGUCGUACCGAUUUUAUUGAAGCCAGCGCUUAGCAUGAUAUUCUCAUAGUUUAUGCACUAACGAUGACUCAAAAGGAAAUUGCAACUUUCACUUCAAUGACACAAAAGAACGCUAGAUUUUGGACGACUUCUCCGGAAGAAGAAUUUUUAUCUUUUUGUAGAAAGAAAACCUGUUGGUCAGACUCAUGAGCUUCUUGCGAUUUUAUUUAUACAAAACCCUGAGGCGUACCUUAGCUAGGAAUAAUUUCAUGAAAUAAUGUAUUUUUUCUUGUAGGAAAAGGAUAAAUUCCGUUCGAAAAUCAUUCCUAUCACGUAGUAGUAGCUAAAGACAACCUUUUUACUUCAAACAAGUAAGUUUACUGAAGAAUUUAUCAAUAUUUCACCUUUCGUUGCUAUUGUAUUUCGUUUGUUUAAAGAAGUACUCAAUGGUUCAAUAUUUACUGAACUAAGAACCUUGAAUAUCUUGUAAACCCUGGCUAUCGUUACUCAUCCAGAAAAAUACUUGUUGCUGACUUUAUCGUUUAUAAGCAAUUUUAAUCCAAUUCAUAACAAUAACAGCAACAACAACAUUUUAUUUACCUCUAAGCUUACAAACAUUCCUUUUUAAGAUACAGAAUAAAUAUAAUCCGUUUCUCCCGAUGAAAUACACCUAUUUCAAAUAUGGUUGCACACGGAGAAUCUGUGUAUCGUAACCCGCGGUGGUUCAUGGAUAUGAAGUAAAUAAGCUAACAGGUGUAAAUGAAAUACAAGUAACGGUUUCAAAAGCUGUAGAAUUCUUGUUAAAUGUUCUUAUAAAAAUUCACAUGGCUUUUAGAUACAAGGAUUCAGCCGUUUAUUCGUUACCCAUGAACAACUGCGGGUUACGACACAUGGAUUCUUCAGUGCAUCCUUAUUUAAAAUAGGUGUAUAAAUCAAACUUAAACCAAAUCGUCGUUUUCUCAUUCGGAUGAAAGCAACAAUCUGUUAUGUUCACGUUAAGAACAUAACUUCAAUAACUUUUUUAAGAGCUAUAAACCGAAAACAAUUCGUUAUUUGAUCCUUAUUAGCCUAAAUACCUGUUAUGACCUACUUUUUGUAAAUUAAAUACCAUCAUGAACUCGAAAGAUGCUUGUAAAUAAGGUUGUCUAUGGUACAUAUAUUUGUAUGUUGUGCACAGCGAAUAAUAAACUUAAGUAAUAAACUUUA
Molecule: messenger RNA, 16316 nt
Organism: Nematostella vectensis (starlet sea anemone)
Lineage: Eukaryota; Metazoa; Cnidaria; Anthozoa; Actiniaria; Edwardsiidae
Exons: 37
Coding region: 1569-14621 (4350 amino acids)
Biological process (GO): detection of mechanical stimulus
Cellular component (GO): membrane
Molecular function (GO): calcium ion binding; protein binding; calcium channel activity
Source: RefSeq, a predicted model, not a curated record